CGAUACUCGAGAUUAGAAGGUUUGACUGCUUAAAAAAAAAAAACAACGUAUAUAUUCGUCUACAAUCCUGGAUAGUGUUCUUGCUGAGAAAGAUGAGUGCACUGGGAACAACGUUUGUGCUAGCUAUUCUAACUGCUGCGGUUCUCAAUGCUGCGGUUCUGUGCAAUGGAGGUGUCACGAGUAGUUUCGUGAGGAAAGUUGAGAAGACUGUCGAUAUGCCACUUGACAGCGAUGUCUUCAAGGUGCCUCCCGGCUAUAAUGCGCCUCAACAGGUACAUAUAACUCAAGGAGAUCAUGUAGGAAAAGCAGUAAUUGUAUCGUGGGUAACUGUAGAGGAGCCAGGCUCAAACACAGUUCUAUACUGGGCCGAGAAGAGUGCUCACAAGAAUAAGGCAAAGGGCAGCCUAACCAGAUACAAGUUUUACAAUUACACCUCUGGUUUUAUCCAUCACUGCACUAUUAGGAAUUUGGAGCACGAGACCAAAUAUUACUACGAGGUUGGAAUUGGGAACACAACAAGAACAUUCUGGUUCACUACACCUCCAGAAGUUGGCCCUGAUGUUCCAUAUACUUUUGGUCUCAUAGGGGAUCUUGGCCAGAGUUAUGAUUCCAACAGGACGCUCACGCAUUACGAGCACAAUCCAAUUAAGGGGCAGGCUGUAUUAUUUGUUGGAGACCUUUCUUAUGCCGACAACUACCCUAAUCACGACAACGUUAGAUGGGAUACAUGGGCAAGAUUUGUCGAAAGAAAUGUAGCUUAUCAGCCUUGGAUUUGGACAGCUGGCAAUCAUGAAAUCGACUUUGCUCCUGAAAUUGGUGAAACGAAACCUUUCAAGCCUUACACGCACCGUUACCGUGUCCCGUUCAAAGCAUCAGGAAGUACUGCUCCUUUUUGGUACUCUAUCAAGAGAGCUUCAGCUUACAUCAUUGUUUUGUCCUCGUAUUCGGCAUAUGGAAAAUACACUCCUCAAUAUAAUUGGCUUGAAGCGGAGCUACCGAAAGUCAACAGGUCAGAGACACCGUGGCUGAUUGUUCUUAUGCAUUCUCCAUGGUACAAUAGCUACAACUACCACUACAUGGAAGGAGAAACCAUGAGGGUCAUGUACGAACCAUGGUUCGUCGAGUACAAAGUCGAUCUCGUAUUUGCAGGCCAUGUCCACGCAUAUGAACGAUCGGAACGUGUAUCUAACGUAGCUUACAAUAUUGUGAACGGAAUUUGCACUCCGGUGAAUGACCAAUCUGCCCCCGUAUAUAUAACAAUCGGGGAUGGAGGAAAUAUUGAAGGCCUAGCUACAAUCAUGACAGAGCCACAGCCUAAGUACUCAGCGUUUAGGGAGGCUAGCUUCGGCCAUGCAACACUUGAUAUAAAGAACAGAACCCAUGCUUACUACAGCUGGCAUCGUAAUCAAGAUGGAUUUGCUGUAAAAGCUGAUACGGUUUGGUUUUUCAACCGAUUUUGGCGCCAGAUUGAUGAUUCUACUACCUAAAAAAUCUGUGUUUAAUUUGUUUUCUCGGUUAAUUGGACUGCUUUUAGAUGAUAAGAUGAACACACGAAGUCGAAUAUUGCGAACUUUUUUUCUUUCGAUGCGAAAUAUGAAUCCACGUGUAUUGAGAUUUGUAGUGCAGUUCUCCUCAAUAAUAUUUCAACACUCUGAAAUCUGAAUUGCAGAAA
Molecule: messenger RNA, 1672 nt
Organism: Erythranthe guttata (spotted monkey flower)
Lineage: Eukaryota; Viridiplantae; Streptophyta; Magnoliopsida; Lamiales; Phrymaceae
Source: RefSeq, a predicted model, not a curated record